This is a messenger RNA of Aphis gossypii (cotton aphid), 504 nucleotides long. RefSeq lists its product as uncharacterized. Lineage: Eukaryota; Metazoa; Arthropoda; Insecta; Hemiptera; Aphididae. The transcript is spliced from 3 exons. The record is from RefSeq and is a predicted model, not a curated record. Bases 1 to 504 code for a protein of 167 amino acids.
AUGGUGUUAGGCGAUCAUAUUCAGGUUCAUAAAUCUACUGUUUGUAGAGUUAUUAAAACAGUGUCCAUAGAAAUUGCUCGAUUACGUCCACACUUUAUCCAAUUCCCUAGUAGUGUUGCAGAGCAACAAAAACAAUUUGAUGGAGGUUAUCCUUGUCGAAAUUAUCUCCUAACUGCUUUAUUGAAUCCAAGAACUGACGCAGAACGCAAAUAUCAAAAAGCUCAAAUUGGUUCAAGGAAUGUGGUUGAAAGAUUGUUUGAGGUUUUAAAGAGAAGAUUUCCUGUUCUAGCAGUUGGAGUUCACACAAAACUAAGUACUACUAUGGCUACUAUUGUUGCUACGGCAGUUCUGUAUAAUUUUCUUCUAAAAGAAAAAUAUGAGAUACCUCCAGAAGUUGAUAAUCAUGUAAUUGAUAUUGAAUUACUUCAAGAGAUACCAACCUUGCCUAUUCAUCAGUUAGGAAAUGCUGAAAGAUCACAUUUAAUAAAUACUGUGUUUUCUUGA